CAAAAACAACUGGGAACAGCAUCAUAAUCAAUUUAAUUACACUCGCACCCAUAAGCUUCGGUGCCGUGCAUUUCCUUAUUCUCUCUCGCGUGCUGCCCUUUCCGGAUUCGCCAAAGGAGCGACAGUCGGCGAAGACUGUGUCUUAAUCACCGCUCGGUUGCCGAGCUUUCCGUCGUUCAAAAGCCACGAGGGCCCGGACCAGUUCAGUUCAGUUACGAUCGAGACACGUUAAUGAACGGUGCAGAUUUUCUGUACUAACAGAAACCACGUUCAAUCCACGUCCCGUCUUCGAAAAACAAAAAUAAGAUCAGAUAAACUUCGUCCAUUGGUGUUCAAGUGUAACGUAAAAAAGUAAUAAUUUAAAAAAACAAUUAUUGAUGAAGCUUGUUGCAAUUUAAAAGCAACCAUAAUUCGCCGGAGUCCCAAAAGGUUGGGAAUAAUAAUUUUGUGUCCUUUUGACUGCCGAUAGUGGUUUAUUUGUGAAACGAUGCGUUUUGUUUGAUACGAGCCACUGCUAACCGAUGACGAUUGAGUAAUCGUUUUCCAACAAGAGAGAACAUUUUCAAAGUCAAAACAAAGGAAGAGGUUCAGUUUUCUUGUGGAACAGUGGAAAGAUUCUAUUGCCCACUAAUCACCUAAGCUUGGGAAUAACUCGUCGAAAACUAAAACAGUAACAAUGAGCAAAUUUGGCCAUGUUCAACAUGAUGCGGUAUCCAAUGGAGGGCACCGGCAUACAAACGGUCGUCAUCAAAACGGCCUUUCGGUCGGUGCCCGGAACGGAGAUGCGCCGAACAGCUACCUGAAUGGCGGAACUAGCGUUGCCAGUCCGUUCAACAUGCCACGCACCGAGCACGUAGGGUACACUUACGAUAUACUGAAAGAGAUCGCCAACUACUUGUUGGCGCGCACGGAUCUACGUCCGAAGGUGGGCAUCAUCUGUGGUUCGGGACUGGGGUCACUCGCUGAUCAGUUGACGGACGCGGAUAGCUUCGACUACGAGACCAUUCCGCACUUCCCAGUUUCGACAGUUGCCGGUCAUGUUGGGCGGCUCGUGUUCGGCUAUUUGUCUGGAGUGCCGGUGGUGUGCAUGCAGGGACGUUUCCACCACUACGAAGGGUACCCACUAGCAAAGUGCUCGAUGCCGGUGCGAGUAAUGCACCUAAUCGGCUGUACGCAUCUGAUCGCGACCAACGCAGCCGGCGGUGCCAAUCCCGGUUACCGCGUUGGUGACAUUAUGUUGAUGCGUGAUCACAUUAACUUUAUGGGUUUCGCCGGCAACAACCCACUACAGGGUCCAAAUGACGAACGGUUUGGUCCCCGUUUCUUCGGCAUGGGUAAGGCGUAUGAACCGCGGCUGAUACAGAAAGCAAAGGAAAUUGCCCGGCAGAUCGGUAUCGAGAAUGAGUUACGUGAGGGUGUUUACACGUGUCUCGGGGGCCCAAAUUUUGAAACCGUCGCCGAAGUGAAUAUGCUGCGAAUGCUCGGCGUGGAUGCGAUCGGUAUGUCGACGGUGCACGAAAUUAUUACAGCUCGCCACUGCGGCAUGACGUGUUUCGCCUUCAGCCUGAUUACCAACAUGUGCACCAUGAGCUACGACGAAGACGAGGAGCACUGCCACGAUAGUAUCGUCGGCGUUGGCAAGAACCGCGAAACGACGCUCGGGGAGUUUGUAGGCCGAAUGGUAAAGCACAUUCACUAUGAAAUGAAAAAGUAAAGGCGAGAUCGGGGAAACGGUUUUGUCCAAACAAAACAAACCAGCAAGAAAAACAAAGAAAAACAUUAGUUCUAGCCUUUAGAGUCUCUGGGUGGUCGGUAGGCUAUGGUAAUGAAGGUGGCGAGUAGUGUAAGUAACCUAGGUAGAGUGUAAUAAUUAUGGAUUUGUUUGAUAUGCUGUGUAAUUUAAUUGUAAUAAAUAUGUCCCAAUCGUUGUUA
Messenger RNA from Anopheles cruzii, 1932 nucleotides. Its product is annotated as purine nucleoside phosphorylase-like. The coding region runs from base 677 to 1714 and encodes 345 amino acids. Gene Ontology annotation, cellular component: cytoplasm. Gene Ontology annotation, molecular function: purine-nucleoside phosphorylase activity. Gene Ontology annotation, biological process: nucleoside metabolic process. The record is from RefSeq and is a predicted model, not a curated record. The transcript is spliced from 3 exons. NCBI's taxonomy places the organism in Eukaryota, Metazoa, Arthropoda, Insecta, Diptera, Culicidae.